Messenger RNA from Periconia digitata, 1503 nucleotides. The record is from the annotation of a GenBank genome assembly. NCBI's taxonomy places the organism in Eukaryota, Fungi, Ascomycota, Dothideomycetes, Pleosporales, Periconiaceae.
CAUGACAUCCCUGGUUAUUUGUCCUAUUGGGGUGCUGUAGAUUAUCUGCGCAUACGGGCAGCUUUUCUCUUCCCAACCACGAGAAUGCCUGAAUACCUGGUCAGGCUUGUGCAAGUGCACGAGAGCUUUCGCAAAGCGGAACUGUUGGCCCUGGCCGAGUUGGGUGGUGUUGACAUAGACUUUAUACACUAUAAAGAAGAUUCGCCUUUUGCCGUCGUCAAACUUCCAUCGGAUCUUGCUGCAAAAAAAGUGGUGUCUCGGAGCAUCCUUUCUCAGGGCGUCUACGAACUUUGGGGUCAGGGCUCGACAUACAAAGAGCUCCACGAAUCGAUAAAAGCACACUCUAGUUCAAGAUGGUCACGAUACGAAAUGGCUCCUUUCCGAUUCGUGCUUGAUGGCUACCGUGGCGCCAAAUCUCAGACGGAACAGCUUGAGAUUAUCAACUCGUUCUCCUACUUGGGUUUCAAGGGCCCCAUCCGCAUGCGUGAUGCCGAACAAACAUUCCACGUGUUCGAAGACUACGAUGACAAGGCCAAGACACCCAAAUCCCUCUAUUUCGGGCGGUUCGUUGCACUGUCUGGAAGGGAUGCCAAGACGAUUUACGAUCUUAAGAAAAGGCAUUAUAUCAGCACAACUUCUAUGGAUGCCGAGCUCGCACUCCUGACCGCCAACAUGGCACUUGCGGCCCCUGGAAAGCUAUUCUAUGAUCCAUUCAUGGGGGCAGGCGGGUUCCCACUUGCAUGUGCACACUAUGGUGCUAUAGUGUGCGGUAGUGACAUUGAUGGCAGAAGUAUCAGGGGAACUGGUGGGAGCGCCCGGAAAGGACAGACGGGGAAAAUGGAUGUGCAGGGCAACUUCAAGCAAUACAAGCUGGAAGGGCAAUACCUCGGUGCUUUGGUCUCAGAUGUCACAAACUCGCCAUUUCGGACGGUGCAGACUCAAGGGGGACCAUGCCAUGAGGGGUAUCUCGACGGCAUUGUGUGCGAUCCACCGUACGGGAUCCGCGAAGGAUUGAAAGUGCUCGGGUCCCGCGAUCAACUAAACGCAACAGAGCUCGCAACCCACCUGGAGAGGUUUCAGGAGGAGGGCUACAUUCCUCCCAAACGGGCAUACUCGUUCACGGCCAUCUUGGACGACGUGAUGGCAUUUGCGGCAACGACACUUGUAGUGGGCGGGCGGCUAAGUAUGUGGAUGCCCACGGCAAACGACGAAGACAUUGAGCUAGCCGUUCCCACGCACGGGAGCCUCGAGAUGGUAUCGAUAUGCGUGCAGCCAUUCAAUAAAUGGUCCAGGAGGCUGUUGACGUACCGCAAAGUUGCAUGUGAGCAGGCGGUGGCAGCUGGAUCGGGAGCCGCGAGAGAUCCAUAUGCAAAGGGGGUGAAGGCAGACGAACUCAACGACUUUCGGCGGAAGUAUUUCCAGGGAUUCAAGGAGCUGGAGAGGCAGCGGGGAGAAGAUGGCAUACGCGCCGCGGCUGGUGAUGGUCAAGGAGAGGAUGAUUGA